CCCGGAGCGAGCUAAAAAAAUCCAACUUCGCUGACCAAGUUCUCGCAUCCGUGAUGGGGAUGGUCGCUCCAUGGGCAGCGUCAAGUGGGAACGAGACGGCCGCUGCCGAGGCCAACCGCCGCGCCUUCGCGGCCACAGGCCUCUUCUACGUGUGUGUCUUUGUGCUGAGCGCCGUCCAGCUUGUGCGCAACUGCAGAAGCUACGCUGCGUGGACGCAGCAAAAGGUGGCACAUGCGAUCCUCGUGCUCUUGGCCUUGACCCGCGCCGUCUUCCUCCUUGCCGUGGGCGUGAACGAUUGGUGCCACGUCGCUGGCACGGGCGUGCUAUCGCCGGCGUGCGAAGCCAACGGUAUCGAGCGCCAGCUCUUUUACGCCGCGGAUGAGCUGCCCAACCUGCUCUUCUUCUCGCUCUACCUCCUCAUGGGCCUCUUUUGGGCCGAAGUGUACUACAAUGCGACGGAUCAAGUCGACUUUUUCAGCUACGUCGUCAAGCCCACGGCCAUGACGCUUCACGUGUGCGCGUACAUCCUCCAGAUUGCGCUCUGGGUGCUCUACGCCGACCCGUGGCGAUCCGAAGAUCACUACAUUGGCCGUGGCUACGCAGCGUACACGACCACCAUGUUUAGCAUCGUCACGCUGGCGUUCCUCGUCUACGGGCGCCUCGCCUACGUCGAGCUUCGGUCGGUGCCGGUGGAUCUAGGCGUGCGCUCCAAGAAGCUCAAGGAGGUGACGCGCAUGACCGUCGUCUGCACAACGUGCUUUACGAGCCGGUCGCUUCUCGUCAUCUACCUCGCGCAAGACCACGUGCAGCUCGGCACACACCUCUCGUGGGGCGUCAUUCUCCUCUUCUACGCGCUCCUCGAGCUCCUCCCGAUCGGCGCCAUCCUUCAUUUCCACCGUCGGUUUCCUCGGCGUGCGACGACAACAACAGCCGAGAACAAGGUCUUGUAUCGGUUCUUGCCCGACGACGAUGUCUACGGUCUGGACGACGGCGGUAUCGUAGCCUGCGAGGCGCCGCUUCUAGCCGACACGGACGACUCGGAUGACAGCAGCGGCAACAUUUAACAAAACAUACGAGUGCUAAAUCGGCGUGUAGUCGCG
Molecule: messenger RNA, 1100 nt
Organism: Saprolegnia parasitica CBS 223.65
Lineage: Eukaryota; Oomycota; Saprolegniomycetes; Saprolegniales; Saprolegniaceae
Exons: 3
Coding region: 54-1064 (336 amino acids)
Source: RefSeq, a predicted model, not a curated record